Molecule: messenger RNA, 1929 nt
Organism: Botrytis byssoidea
Lineage: Eukaryota; Fungi; Ascomycota; Leotiomycetes; Helotiales; Sclerotiniaceae
Exons: 5
Coding region: 1-1605 (534 amino acids)
Biological process (GO): resolution of meiotic recombination intermediates
Molecular function (GO): single-stranded DNA binding; single-stranded DNA 3'-5' DNA exonuclease activity
Source: RefSeq, a predicted model, not a curated record
AUGCCGUCGCAAUAUCCUUCGAUUCAGAGCUUUUUUCGAAAGGAGGUUAAGGGGGGUGAAGGAGCGUCUGCGUUGGAUGUGGUGAGAGACCAGAGGGGAGGAGAUGGGAAUGGGGAUCAAAUGAGUGAUGGGUUUGGUAGAGAUGGUGGUGGAAAAAUUGAUGGAGCGGAGAGGGACAGGAAAGAUGGAUUGGGAGAUGGAUUUACGGGAGAAGAAUUACAUGAGUCAAUGGAUCCUUUGGCUAAAACGUGGAAUCCGAGUAGAGAGUAUGAGAGUAUGACAGUGGGAGAAUUGAUGUCUGGUCCAAAAGCAGUUACAUUCAUAGGUAGAGUUGUCAGUUUCGCGACAAUCAUUGGUAAAAGUGCCAAACAACCAAGAGCUAGGGGGUGGCAUUAUGUUGGUGUUAGGGGAGAGGGUGGUGUUGUUUCGAUAAAACUGUACUUCGCAAACCAAUCUUACCCCCUCAAAUUAGGUCAACUUCUCUCAAUCUGGACAGCCUUCAUAUCUGAUACUUCGAAAGCCGACAGUGCAUCCACAGCUGGUAUUCUCGUUUGCGCAAACCUAUUCCCAGGUCGCAAUACAAGUGAUCACUUGAUGAUUCAUACUCAUUCCGGUGCUGCAGACGUCUGUCGUAUUCCUCUCGGUUACAUCAAGGGCGAACCAUUACCUGGGCUCAUGACAUUGGAAGCAUAUCUAAAUGGAGGGUAUGAUGGAGUUCUGGAUGUGAAAUUACUCGUUUGUGUGAAGAGUAUCGGAGCCAAGAAGAAGAUUGUCAAAAAAGAUGGAGGGGAAUCAGAUUUGGUCGAAGUAGUCUUCUUUGAUCAUACUGGCGAGGUGAAAAUGAAAUGUUGGUCGGAUUUAAUCGAGAGUGUGAAGGAAUGGGUACCAGGAAAAACUAUCUUGCUAGUUUCAAAUCCGAUACAUAAGCUUGAUUAUGGAGGUAAAGGGAUAAUCGGUUGGGGAAGAAAUACAAUGGUUGAUGUGGAACCGGAAUUUGCAGAUGCCAAUUGGCUGAGAAAAUGGGCAAAUGUAUUAAUGAGGAAAGAGAGUAUAGGAGUGGAAUUUCCAAGUGAAGUUUGGGGAGAGGAGGACAUUGAGCAAGCAAUUUAUGGACCUAGAACGGCAUUAUUUGGACUGAGGGAUGUGGAGGAGUGGGUUAGAGGAGGAGAGGGAGAGCCUUUCACAGGGUGGAUUAGUGUUGUGUUGGUAGAAUUGAGCUUGGUGAAGAUUUGGAGGAGGAAUAUGUUGUUUUGUGGGGAAUGCUGCGGUAUACAACUCUACUCCCCCACCCCCAAUUUCGAAUGUCCGCACUGCGGAAAAUCUCUACAACUCAUUACGAAUCCGAAAAUCAUCACGAUGUUAAUCGAUGAAACGGGAAUGAUCAAUGGAGGGAAAUUAGUCUGGAGUGAGAAGGCGUGGAAAGAGUUACUGGGCAGAGAGACGGCAGAACUUUGCGAGAUGGUUGUUGAAGAGGUGAAGAUGCUGGAGUGUAGAAUGGUGGGAUUGAGAGUUAGUUUGUGUUUUGGAUGGGUGGGGGAUGCUGGGAGAGGGGGAGAAAGAGAGAGAGUUGCAGGGAGAUUGUGCGUUUUGGGGGUUAGAUGUUGAGUGCGGUCUUGUGGUGAGCGAGUAUGGAGUGGAUGGAUGAGAGUGGGAUUGGGAUAUGAUGGGAUGUAAUGGGAUGGCUAGGGGGUUUGUGGAGGUCGUUUGCUAAAGAUGGUAAGAGUGCUAGAGCUUGUGCUUGUGCUAUCUGCUUAUAUGUAUGCAUGGAUACUCAAAUUCUGCACCAAGCAUACCUAAAGCCGAAAGGAAAGGAAAGGAAAGGUAAAAAGCAAUAAAUUCGCUAGCAAGAAUCUGGUCUUCACUACUAGGUAUAUAUGUGUAUUGAUAUUCUAAUCAGUAUUUGUUCAGUAUUUGUGAGACUUACAUUUU